AUGUACGCAGUACAGAAAGGUAUUGUGAACCGAAUAAUCAACGUUCGGCAGUACCAUGGAAGCUUAAAGAAAUUACCUCGCCAUCUUAUUUCAAGAAAUCUUUCUCAAAAGCCUGCAAUUGUGCAAAGUACUGGAAGCGUGAAUGCUUCUUCGCGUCUGUCACUUGCCGUCAAAAGCAAUUGGCGAAAUUUAAGAUGGAAUCAACGCAGAUUUUAUGCGGCAAAUCCAAAUGGAGGAACCUUUCGAAUGAAUUUAGGUGGAACACCAAAACCUGGAGCAGCUUUGGAGGAAUUUGGUACUGACCUUACUGCUCUAGCCAAACAAGGGAAACUUGACCCUGUAAUUGGCCGUGAAGAAGAAAUACAAAGGACAAUUCAGAUUUUAUCACGCCGCACCAAAAACAACCCGGCUCUCGUUGGUCCUGCAGGCGUUGGUAAGACUGCCAUUAUGGAAGGGUUAGCUACAAGAAUUGUCCGAGGAGAAGUUCCGGAGUCAAUGAAAGAAAAAACGGUUAUUGUCCUUGACUUGGGUGCCCUAAUUUCAGGUGCAAAAUUUCGUGGUGAUUUUGAAGAGCGCUUGAAGAGUGUUUUAAGCGAUUUAGAGACAGCGGAAGGAAAGGUCAUACUUUUCGUCGACGAAAUGCACCUUUUGCUUGGAUUUGGUAAAGCAGAGGGCUCUAUAGAUGCUAGCAAUUUGCUCAAGCCGGCUUUAGCUAGAGGAAAACUACAAUGCUGUGGUGCUACUACUCUGGAGGAAUAUCGAAAGUAUAUUGAGAAGGAUGCAGCUUUAGCUCGUCGCUUCCAAGCUGUCAUGAUAACUGAACCUUCUAUUUCAGACUCCAUUUCAAUCCUUCGCGGUUUGAAAGAACGUUAUGAAGUACAUCAUGGUGUGCGGAUUACAGAUGAUUCUUUGGUUACUGCUGUCACCUAUAGUGCUCGUUAUAUAACUGAUCGGUUCCUUCCUGACAAGGCCAUUGAUUUAGUGGACGAAGCUUGUUCUUCGUUACGACUGCAACAAGAAUCCAAACCAGAUGAACUGCGCCGAUUAGAUCGACAAAUUAUGACGAUCCAGAUUGAGCUUGAAUCUUUGAGAAAAGAAACAGAUACCACGUCGAUUGAACGUCGUGAAAAACUAGAAAGCAAAUUGGCGGAAUUAAGGGUUGAUCAAGAGAAGCUCUCUGCCGUUUGGGAAGAAGAAAGGGGUGCCUUGAAUAAUAUUAAGGCUGCGAAAUCUGAACUAGAAAAAGCUAGGAUUGAGCUGGAGCGAACUCAACGUGAAGGCGAUUAUACUCGCGCUUCUGAGCUUCAAUAUGCCAUUAUUCCAGAAUUAAAACGCAAGCUUCCAGAGGAAGAGGAAAAUUUGCACAAUAAAAAACCUUCAUUAGUACAUGACUCUGUUACCAGUGAUGAUAUUGCAAUUGUCGUUUCUCGAGCGACUGGCAUUCCUACUACAAACUUAAUGCGUGGAGAACGUGACCGUUUACUACAUAUGGAAAGGACAAUCGGUAAGACUAUUAUCGGACAAGAUGAGGCUCUUCAUGCUAUCGCAGAUGCUGUUCGCUUGUCGCGUGCUGGUUUGCAAAACAGCAACCGUCCCUUAGCUUCUUUCCUAUUCUUAGGCCCCACAGGUGUCGGUAAAACCGCACUUACCAAGGCUCUCGCAGAAUUUUUGUUUGACAGUGAGAAAGCAAUGAUUCGUUUUGACAUGUCUGAAUUCCAAGAAAAGCACACGGUUUCUCGCCUUGUUGGCAGUCCUCCAGGUUACGUGGGUUAUGAAGAAUCUGGAGAGCUUACGGAAGCUGUUCGUCGCAAGCCUUACGCCGUGUUGCUUUUUGAUGAAUUAGAAAAAGCCCAUAACGAUGUUACCAACCUCUUAUUGCAAGUGUUAGACGAGGGAUUUUUGACGGAUGCUCAAGGUCGCAAGGUUGAUUUCCGUUCAACCUUAAUCGUAAUGACAUCUAAUCUUGGCAGUGAGAUCCUUGUUAAUGAUCCUAGUAGCAGUGUUACGCCUGAAUCUCGAACAAAGGUUCUUGAAAUGGUACAAAGCUACUAUCCUCCUGAAUUCAUAAACCGAAUUGAUGACCAAAUUGUAUUUAACAAAUUGUCCGAAAAGAACUUGGAAGGCAUUGUCAAUGUUCGUUUAGCUGAAGUUCAGGAACGAUUGAAUGAUCGUCGUAUAACGCUUAACGUCAGCGAUGCUGCAAAGAAAUGGCUUGCCGAAAAGGGAUAUUCUCCUUCCUACGGUGCAAGACCAUUGAAUCGUUUAAUCCAAAAGAAGAUUUUGAACACCAUGGCCAUGAAAAUUAUUCAAGGUGAGAUAAAGUCUGACGAAAAUGUUAUGAUUGAUGUUUUGGAUGGAGAUUUAGAGUUUAAGAUUUCAAGACUGGAGUCGAAAAACUCCCAAGAAAAUUAAUUCAUGAUAGUUAACUCAUGAAAAUUUGAGCUUGCUCUUUUUAAUGACACGAAAUAUUUAAUAAAAAACUAAAUUAUUUUGGCAAUGAAAUGAUUGACUUUGGAAUUAAGAAUUCUUUCACUGAAACUGCUAAGCAGUAAAGGAAUGGAUACACAGUAAUUG
Molecule: messenger RNA, 2574 nt
Organism: Schizosaccharomyces cryophilus OY26
Lineage: Eukaryota; Fungi; Ascomycota; Schizosaccharomycetes; Schizosaccharomycetales; Schizosaccharomycetaceae
Product: hsp78-like protein
Exons: 1
Coding region: 1-2412 (803 amino acids)
Biological process (GO): cellular response to heat
Cellular component (GO): cytoplasm; mitochondrial matrix
Molecular function (GO): ATP hydrolysis activity; ATP binding
Source: RefSeq, a predicted model, not a curated record